Messenger RNA from Cordyceps fumosorosea ARSEF 2679, 1749 nucleotides. RefSeq names its product general substrate transporter. The transcript is spliced from 3 exons. Gene Ontology annotation, molecular function: transmembrane transporter activity. The record is from RefSeq and is a predicted model, not a curated record. NCBI's taxonomy places the organism in Eukaryota, Fungi, Ascomycota, Sordariomycetes, Hypocreales, Cordycipitaceae. The coding region runs from base 1 to 1749 and encodes 582 amino acids. Gene Ontology annotation, biological process: transmembrane transport.
AUGGGCUUCUUCAAUAAGAAGUGGUCGGCCACGGAGCCAGAUGACGUGGCACGGACACCGGCGCAGGAACCUGCUGCCAAUGAGAAGCGUACCGAGAUUGAGCGAUCUAGCGAGGAAGACUUUGGGGCCACCAAGCAGGCAGGUGUGAGAAAGGUCGAGGCCGCCGCCGAGGCCUGGAGCAAAUGGGAUCUCGUCGCCGCCUAUGGCUUGAUCUGGCUAUACUACUUUGCCACCUCCACGGCCGAGGUCGUCACGCGAACGCUCAACCCCUUCGUGACGAGCUCCUUUAACAAGCACUCGACCAGCGCCGCCGUCAACAUCCUGGCCUCCAUCAUCGGCGGCCUGACCAAGCUGCCGCUAGCCAAGAUCCUCGACACCUGGGGUCGUCCCCAGGGCCUCGCGCUGAUGCUCCUGAUCUGGUGUCUCGGCUACAUCAUCACCGCGUGCGCCAGGACCAUCGAGACCUAUGCCGCGGCACUGGUAUUUUCUGCUGUCGGAGCCCAGGGCGUCAGCUACUGCGUCACCGUCUUCAUCGCCGACACCUCGUCCCUCAAGAACAGAGCGCUGAUGCUGGCCUUUGCCACCUCCCCGUACGUCAUCACCACCCCGAUCAGCGGCUUCGUCGCCAAGCGCAUCGUCAAGGACGCCGGCUGGCGCUGGGGCUUCGGUCUCUGGGCGAUCGUCAUGCCCGUCAUCGUGCUCCCGCUGUGCUUCGUCUUCCUCUGGAACCAGCGCAAGGCCAAGCGCCAGGGCCUGCUCGAGUCGCGCGGCACCAAGAUCACGGCCCGCUCCGUCUACAACUACCUCGUCGAGGUCGACACCGUCGGCCUCCUGCUGCUCGCCGCCGGCUGGGCCCUGUUCCUGCUGCCCUUCUCGCUGUACUCGUACCAGCCGCAGCGGUGGCGCGCGCCCAUCAUCAUCUGCUUCCUCAUCUUCGGCGCCCUCCUGCUCGUCGCGUUCUGCGUGUGGGAGAAGCUCUUCGCGCCCGUUACGUUCAUCCCGUACCGGCUGCUCGUGGACCGCACCGUCUUCUUCGGCGGCCUCAUGUUCUUCUUCUUCUUCGCCAACUCGGCCAUCUGGGGCAGCUACUUCACCUCGAUGCUCCAGGUCGUCUGGGAUAUGGGGGUCGACCAGACGACAUGGAUCAGGAGCAUUUACCGCAUCGGCUCCUGCCUCGCGUCCAUCUUCCUCGGCAUCCUCAUGCGCUUCACGGGCCGCUUCAAGUGGGUGGCCUCGCUCUACGGCCUUCCUCUGAUGCUUCUCGGCGUCGGACUCUUGAUCAAGUUCCGCCAGGCCAACGACAACAUCGGCUACGUCAUCAUGACCCAAAUCUUCAUCGCCUUUGCGGGCGGUCCGAUCGUCGUUGCUGGCGAAAUGGCCAUGAUGGCGCCUUCGGACCACCAACACGUCGCCGUCGUCAUCGCCAUCCUGGACCUGUUCGCUAGCAUCGGGUCUGCCAUUGGAUCUACAAUCUCUGGCGCCAUCUGGACCGGUACCUUCAAGAACGAGCUGACAAAGCGCCUGCCCUCUGAUGCGCCCGUCAAUGCCAUUUACGCUUCCCUCGUAAAACAGCUCUCAUAUGCAAAGGGCACGCCUAUUAGAACCGGUAUCGCAGAUGCGUACUCCGCCUCGCAGCAGUACAUGCUGGCCACCAGUGUCUGCUUAUUGGCUGUCGCUUGGGGUUGUGUCUGGCUGUGGAGAGAUAUCAACAUUCAUACGAAGAAGCAAGUGAAAGGAAAUGUUGUUUAA